CAUAUGACAAUGACGGUACAGCCAGACGUGACGAAAUCCGAUGUUGAUAAACCCUGGCCCUGUCCACGGCUGAAAGUUCACGACUAGGAGACCUCCAAACAAUGCAGGAAUCGCACAAACUGCGUCUGAAGUUCUUGUUGAUUCUAAGGGGGUUGUUCGAGUAACUCGCAAAGGUGUUUUUGCUUAUUUUUUUUAUUUUUUUUUUUAUGCAACUGUAGCAGGGCAAUGUCCAAUUUGAUGUACUUUUCCAAGCGGCACAUGCAAGGCCAGGCAGGCGAUGGGGCAUUAUCAGACGGGUGUGUGGUGGCAGCAGUGGCAUCAGAACGGCCACUGCAUGCCAGUGAUGAUCCUGAGUGGCAGACGCAGAGCUACACCCACCCAGCCUGGGACAAGGAAGAGGAAGAAAGCCGUGACGUCUUUGACCCCCAGGGGGGCGGAGUCAGUGGCCCCCAGCCGGGCAGGACCAUUUCAGACAGCAAGACGCCAUUGUCGCCCAAAUUGGCCAAAGCAGAGAAGUCCAAAGGAAGACCAGUGCAUAGGCUCAGACACAGAAUGAGUAUGACAGACACGCCCUUGGCCAAGCUGCCCAACUGUCUCUUGGAGGUGUGUGUGUUGGUUGGACUAGACCAGGAGACAGGAGUUCAGUAUGCCAGAAAUGCCCAGGUCUCAGAGACGGCAAGCUCCCCGAGCCUCUUUACUUUUCCCCUGGAGCCCCAGAUCCUGGCUGUCAUCAGCAACCAGCUAGCCCACUUCCCAAAUGCCAAGAUCUCCAUCGACCCUUUCUACCCACCCGUGCAGGUCAAAGCAGCACCCAAAGGCUUCCAACGGAACCCACCGCCUCUCAAGCGCAGGACCUCGCGCCGAUUGUCGGUCAAGCCUCGGCCAGCAACAUUUCCACACAAUCAGGAGAUGAUUGCAUCAUUGCCCACCCUUUGCUUUCCCAGUGAAGCAUAUUUACUUCAAAGCAAGCCCCAGGAGUCGUUCCAGUACCUUGUUCUGACCAGUAUUAGCGGAAGUCGUUCCUACGCGACGUGCCUUGUCUUCCACAGACAAUACUUCCUUGUCAUGACCAAGGCCGGUCAGUUUGAGCUGCAUGCCGAAAUGCCCAUCACAGAGGACAAGAAGAAAGCAGUGAAGUGUUUUGUGCCCUCCUGUAUAUGUGCAAUCUCGUCCCAGCCUUACUUCUUAGUCAUGAAGCAGUGCCUAUCAACAUUAAUACCCAGUCUGAGCCAAGAUUACGAAAGGAUGCUGCAGAACCUUAAGGAUUUCACAAUACAGAUGACGAUGGUUCCUACCCCUCCUGCUGGUUCACUGGCCGUGUCGUUCUGCAUGAAAGACAGUUUCAGGCCCAUCACCGUCCACCCGCCAGACAAUCCCGAGAAGCAAGCUGUGGACAUCCCUCUCAACCUUCCCUUUCUGCUCUUCUCCGUGGAGGAUGUGCUCACCAUCGUGACCUGCAUCCUCACUCAGCAGAGACUGGUCUUCAUGUCCCGCGACUAUUCCGUCCUCACACCGAUUGUAGAGUGUUUUUUAUUGUUCAUCUUGCCCUUCAAGUGGCCCUUCGUCUACGUUCCUGUGGUUUCCUCCAGUCUGCUAGACCUCCUAGAGGCACCAGGUUGUUUCAUCAUGGGCUGCAACGUUACCCACCGACAGAGAAUAUCAGAGAAUGGGGUCGAAGGCCUGGUGAUUAUCGACAUUGACAAGGGACAUGUAGAGAUGUGUGAAUCCAUCAAUAUGCCAUCCAUUCCGGAAGCUGGCGUUAUGGCCUUCAGAAGAUUGUACCAUUUGGCCAACUCCAAACAGUACGACAUAGCAUCACUGUCUCGUCCGGCUGCAACGACCCUUGAUGCGGACUUCUCCUUCCGAGAGAGACUCAGGCGACAAUACCAACAGGACAUUCAGCGAUGCUUCACAGAGAUGUACGCCGUGCUCUUUGGGGACAUUUUGGAGUUCAUGAACUUUGACCAGAGACGAUUUAAGGCUGAUGAGUUCAUUGCCUGCCGAGGAGACGACGAAAAGGAAUUCUACUCAGUGUUUUUAAAGACUCAGCUCUUCAAGACAUACAAACUUGACAGGUUGGACAAGAAGAAAGAUUACUAUCUCAACUUAGACAAGCGUGCCCGGUUCUUCUCAUCUGAAUCGUACUCACGGCGGAAGUUCAGCAGUAGUCUGUUAGUGCAAAGUCCCAACGCCAACCGAAAGGUGGAAAACCAGAGAGGGAAUGUCGUCCCCUACACGUACUUUAGCCUGCCAUCAUUCCCGAUACCGCUCGCGUCGCCUCAUCAUUUCUAUGAUAAUUGCAUCGAGCAAAUCAGUCUAUCCAUCAAGACCGUCAAAUCAGCAAGCGUCAAAGCCUCUUACCUCUACCUUCGAGGGAUGUUCCGUAUAGCAUGCUCACGCCCCCUGGAUGGUCUGGAUGACUUCCACCAGCUACAUACCACUGAUCUUUCUAUCUUCCCGGUGGAUGAGAUCACAAAGGUAGUGGAGGACCUGAGCACGUCUGAGAAGGCAGAGCUUGAGGAGCAGGAAUUCUACAAGAGGGGAGAGAUUCUGAAGAAGGUCAGCCAGCGGAAGAGACCCGGUGGCCCCACUAACCCAACCAUACCGGAGGACAUUCCUAUCGAAGGCAUCCUAGGACUGUCUGAAUUCACCCAGCAUGUCCAGAAUCUUGAGAUAGUGAUAGAUGUGGAUGUCAUUGAACGUCUCUUCUCAGCACUGACUGGUGGUAACAUCCAAGGGGGUCUAGACGUGGACUCCUUCGUAGCAUUCGUUGACGCCUGGAAGGAAGGAGAACUGGAAGGCCUAAAGAUCCCCAGCGAGGUGUACUCAGAGCGGCUGGACCUUACAGAGAGCAUCCUCAAGAUCUCCUCCCUCAUCAUGUCCAAGGAGGGCAUGGGAAGACUAAUCUUGUCAGAUAAAAGGCUUUUCUUUCUGACAGAGGGCAGCAACAACUUUGAUGAGGUGAUCCGGAUCCGGGACAUUGAGUGCCUAGAGAAGUUUGAGCAGUCGUAUCGGCUCCUGAGUAGCGCUCCCGCACUCAGGAUAUACAGCAAACGGUCCAACAAAGAGCCGUACAUGGCCAACCUAAAGGGGGAGCGUAACAGCUGGUAUACGCUGAUCACUGAGAUGUGGGCGGGGCGUGCCAUCGCAGACACCCAGAAGGAUCCACACAUCGCCCAGCAGGCAGCCAGGAACAUCUGCCUCCUGGACGCGGCCAUUCGUAGUGCCGAGAACACAGGGGCCUCAUAUGCUAAGCACUUGGAUAUCGUGUCGCAAAUCCUGUGCCAUUUCACUUAUAUGAAGUCACAAGGCCUGGCCAGCAUGGGGCUGGAAACCAGCAAUGCUCUGGUGCACAAGUUCAACCCCUCCAGCAACGAGAGCCAGCGCAGCACGGUGGAAGCCAUGAUCUAUACACCAGGGAACCGGAGCGAUUGUAAUAACGAGGAGGACACCAGUCCCAGGCUGUGGUGUGCUAUGGGGUCAGGAAAGGUCAAAGUUUACAAUGGCAGUAACUUCCUGUUGGAGGCCGAAAUCCCUGAAGCUAAGGACAGAGUGUGUUGCCUGGAGUGUAUUAAAGGGGAACAGGUGUGGGCGGGCUCCUUUGACACCACCAUAUACAUCAUUGAUGUGCACACGUACUCCGCCAACAAGCAGUUGAUGGACCACAACGAUAUCGUCUCUGACAUCACCGUCACAGAGAACCAAAGUGUCGCCUACACAGCCAGCCUGAAUGGUCAGAUCAUUGAAUGGGACACCAUGACUCUGAGCAAAAAGAAUGUCAUACAGCUGCAGAACACUGACAAGCUGGUAUCCAUCAAGUGGGACAACAUCUCCCAGCGACUCUGGUGUUGCACAAAGGAUGACAUUCGACUGAUCCAGAGGAGUGGAGCAGUUCUUCAGAAGUUCGUCUACAGAGAUGAGCAGGGCUUCCCAGUCCUUCUGGAGACAUUCAUCAUCACUCCAAACACAUUGUGGGCAGGUUGCGGAAGGAGAGGAGAGCUGGUUAGCUGGGACAAGACUUCGUUCAAGAAGCAAAAGGUGCUGAAGCUGGAAUGUCGAGGGGUCAGCAAGUUGGUAGCCGUGAAUAAAAGGUUGUGGGCAGCAAGCAAAGAUGGCAAGAUUCACCUCUUUGAUCUUGAAACAGGAAAGUACGAGAAAGCCCUCACAGCUCACGAUGAUGCCAUUCGCUCCAUGACUCACGCUGAGUCUCGCUACGUCCUCACAGGGGCGGGGAGCCGGGAUGGGAAAGUCGCUGUCUGGAGAACUAAUUUUCAGAUAUGACGACAUUAAGUUGAAACACUGCCAGUAUUCCAGUAUUUCCACCACAGUGCACUAAUCUUCCAAAUGGAAGAGAUGAUAACAGUGUGGCCAUCAGUAUGGCCAGAGUUUGAAGAUGUCCUUGUGCGCAGACACAUUGCGAGCAUGUCACAGUUCUUACAUGACUUUGAAAAGGAAACUGAGGACAACAGUAUGGUCAUUGGAAGGACAUUUUUGGAGACACUGCCAACAUUCACUCACGACAAACUGGUCUUCAUAAGGAAUUAAGGACAACAGGAUGGCCAUUAGGACGACAAAUAUCUAGGUGUAAAGAUGGGCAUGAUACCCUACUCUUCUUAAAGGGAAGCAAGGAUGUCAAUGUGGUCAUCCAA
Messenger RNA from Acanthaster planci (crown-of-thorns starfish), 4649 nucleotides. RefSeq names its product DENN domain-containing protein 3-like. Lineage: Eukaryota; Metazoa; Echinodermata; Asteroidea; Valvatida; Acanthasteridae. Gene Ontology annotation, biological process: regulation of Rab protein signal transduction. The record is from RefSeq and is a predicted model, not a curated record. Gene Ontology annotation, cellular component: cytoplasmic vesicle. Gene Ontology annotation, molecular function: protein binding.